AUGAUCCACUCGAGACCUGGAGUUCAGACGUGUGUACUGCCGCCAAGGUGCUCGGUUCUCCGAGGGAGCGAAGGCCGCGAUGGGGUGAGGCCCUCCCUUCCUCCGGCGACGAGCACCGCGCCCGGCAGCGCCCGCCUGGAGCUCUCCCGCGCCGCGGCCUCGGUCUCCGCGCUCGCCUGCAUCUACGCGGCCCUCAUCCUGCACGAUGAGGAGGUGACCGUCACGGAGGGCAAGAUCAACGCCCUCAUUAAAGCAGCCGGCGCGAACGUCGAGCCGUUCUGGCCGGGCUUGUUUGCAAAGGCUCUGGCCAGCGGAGGCCCCGCCCCGGCUGAGAAGAAAGUGGACGCGAAGAAAGAAGAGGCCGAGGAGUCUGAUGACGACAUGGGCUUUGGUCUUUUUGACUAAACCUCUGCAGGAACACAUCCAAUAAAAAGCUGAGCUCUUAAAAAAAAAA
Vicugna pacos (alpaca) is the source of this 454-nucleotide messenger RNA. NCBI's taxonomy places the organism in Eukaryota, Metazoa, Chordata, Mammalia, Artiodactyla, Camelidae. The record is from RefSeq and is a predicted model, not a curated record.